Molecule: messenger RNA, 453 nt
Organism: Symbiodinium necroappetens
Lineage: Eukaryota; Dinophyceae; Suessiales; Symbiodiniaceae
Source: the annotation of a GenBank genome assembly
GUGGAUGUCAACAACCCGGAGACGUACGCAUUGUUGCGCAACGUCAACCGCGAUGAGCCCGUCAGAAGAUUGCGGAAGGAGCUCUUCCGAGUUCAGCAAUGGGUCAAGUACACUACCGAAGACUACGGUGCGGCGGACACCGAGUACGACCGGGUCAGGCGAGCACUUGACGAGGAGGACUCUCAGUUCCUUCUGCUCUCGAGGUUUGACGGCCGCGUCCCCACUGCAUCAGUACGCACUGCCCGCCGCAACCUCCAAGCAAUCGUCGAUGCAUUAGACGAUCUUUUGGCGCUGGUGCCCACCGCUGACCAAGAGGCUGCAAAGACUGUGGCGGAGAGCAGGGUAAUUCCGACAGCCAAGUCUGCCUGCCAAGAUUCAUGUUCUCAGAAAGCAUGCUUUCGGCAACCCGGGCUAUGGAAGUCGACAUCGUUGCGCAGCUGGCUCAUUUCUUGA